Molecule: messenger RNA, 1257 nt
Organism: Penaeus chinensis
Lineage: Eukaryota; Metazoa; Arthropoda; Malacostraca; Decapoda; Penaeidae
Exons: 4
Coding region: 1-1257 (418 amino acids)
Source: RefSeq, a predicted model, not a curated record
AUGUGUGAUACAUCAUCUGAAGCACCCUGGGAAGACAUUCUCACUGGCACUGUUGACAGACAACCUGAUGGAUCAGUUGCAACCUCCAGCAGUGAGAAGGCUGAACUUCUGAUGAGAGUACAUGACCCUGACCGACCUUCUCCUAGUCUGCCUCUCGUGACUCACUCGAAGCUCAGCUCUUUCGUGAUCACUGAAGCAGAAGUCAGGCAGCAUCUUGUUCAUAAGGCCAAAGGACACGAUAAAGUCAGUCCUCACACACUUCACAGGUCACAGAGAUGGGCUCCAGACCUACUUCUGCACCUAACUACAAUAUGGCACCAAGUUCCUGAUACUCGCAAGGACACCUUCGUUGUUGCAUUCGAUAUAGCAGGAGCUUAUGACAAUGUGUGGCACAAAGGCCUUGCAUCGAAGUUGAAGAGUUUUGGAAUUGACGGCAAUCUACUGAUGCUACACGAGGACUCCCUCCAAGAAAGAACACUGAGAGUUGUCGUCAAUGGUCUCACAUCCGGUGAAUUCCUCAUUCAAGCCAGUGUACCACAAGGCAGUGUAAUCGGACCACUUCUGUGGAACGUUUACUUUAAUGAUAUCCUGAAGCUCAUCCCUGAAGCGUAUGCUUUUGCUGACGACUGCACUCUCACAUUCACCUGCGAUACCCAAAACCGCGCAGACGCAGCCGUCAGUACUAGCAAGGAUAUCAACAUUCUUGGCGAGCAGAUUGAUAAUCACCUAACCUUCACCAGUCACGUCAAAGAGUUAGCAAAGUACACAGCAAGAAAGUUGGCCUGCAUACGACGCAUCGCUCCUCUGCUAGACAGCAAAGGAUACGCAGUCCUUUACAACUCUCAAGUCCGCUCUUUGAUGGAGUAUUCGCCGCUCGCCUGGCUGUCCUGCCCGCCAACUCAUCUUGCCCUCCUGGACACCGUUCAGAACAGAGCCCAGCAGCUAGUGGAACGGAAGACGCCCGUAAAUGAGCCGCCAACACAUUUCCAGUCCCUUCAACACCGGAGAGAUGUGGCUGGCCUUUGCGUCUUCUACAAGAUACAUAAACAAAAUAGUUCCCCGCUGACAUCGCUACGACUUCCACCAGCAGACGCACCCACGUAUGGGACAAGAAAUGCCAGUAAUAGCUCCUUUCUGUCUAGAUAUUCUAGAAUGUGGAAUAUUUUGGCUCAGCAAACUAACCUGAUUUAUCUCGACACAUUACAACUGUUCAAGACAGCAGUGAAUGCUGAUUACAAUAUGAACGGGGCUAAGUAA